Messenger RNA from Rosa chinensis, 510 nucleotides. RefSeq lists its product as uncharacterized. The coding region runs from base 1 to 510 and encodes 169 amino acids. The transcript has a single exon. NCBI's taxonomy places the organism in Eukaryota, Viridiplantae, Streptophyta, Magnoliopsida, Rosales, Rosaceae. The record is from RefSeq and is a predicted model, not a curated record.
AUGGGAAAGGAGCUGGACUCACAUGAAAGCUCUCAUUUCAGAAGCAUGGUAGGCUGCUUACAAUAUCUUACCUUUACUAGGCCUGAUAUUGCUUAUGGAGUCAACUUAGUAUGUCAAUUCAUGCAUUCACCAACUCAUGAUCAUCUUAUUGCUGCGAAACGAAUUCUAAGAUAUGUCAAGGGCACCAUUGAUCAUGGUAUCUAUCUCAGGAGGGGUGACACACUGUGCAAUUCCAUUUCACACUCUAUUCACAUGGAUGCUUUCUGUGAUGCUGAUUGGGCAGGUGAUCCCAAUGAUAGAAAGUCCACAACAAGCUUUGUCAUUCUCAUUGAUGGUAUACUUGUGUCUUGGUGUAGCAAAAAGCAGUCAUCUGUGUCUAGAUCAUCUACUGAAGAUGAAUAUAGAUCCAUGGUUAACACUACCUCUGAAAUCAAGUGGCUCGCUCUUCUCCUGCAAGACUUACACAUUGAGUUGAAAGAUGUUCCCACACUUCAUUGUGAUAACAUUUAA